Molecule: messenger RNA, 1702 nt
Organism: Glycine soja
Lineage: Eukaryota; Viridiplantae; Streptophyta; Magnoliopsida; Fabales; Fabaceae
Exons: 3
Coding region: 374-1252 (292 amino acids)
Source: RefSeq, a predicted model, not a curated record
CCCUUGUCUCGGUGCACCAAAUCCUGAAAGCAGCCUGGCGACCGUCACCUAAAAAAUAAAAAGCGUAGUUCAAAAUCAUUAAAGAAUUUACCAGAGCACCGAAAUCGAAUAGUCUUUUUCAUCUCCUUCACGUUUAGUUUCAACUUCCAAUCUGUUCAUUCACGAUUCAAACCCUAAGCAGUUACAAGUUUCUAUCACUGCCACUAUUAUCAAGUUUCUUUACCAUCGUCCAAAUUCCAUUUUCUUCGAAGCCAUACACUUUUCACUAAAACAAAAUUGAUUAAUGUUAGGGUUUUGGAAAGCCAAUUUCAGAGCAGACUCGAAACCCUAGAUUCAACAAAUCCAUGCCAGCUUGAUCUCGCAGCUUCCGUCAAUGGCGAUCAUCGGCGACGCGCUUCGCCAGGCGUUCAUGCCGAAGCGCGAGUACGAGAGCCUCAGAGAAGAAGACAAGGCGUGGGGCAAGCUUCUGAGGCCCGUGACGGUGGCUUCCGUUGCCGUCAUCGUGCUCGCAAUCGCCGUGUCCACUGUUAUCAGUUUGAAAAUCGUGUUUCCGAGUAGCGAUGGAAGAAGAGCGUUUUGCGUCGAUCGAAGGCUUCAACCUAUUCAAAUAGGUAUGAAAGGCGGUUCCGAUUCGGAUCUGUUUCCUGGUGCUUUUUAUCUCACGGACCAGGAGAUUGCUGAUUAUUACUGGAUGCUUGUGUUCAUUCCCUCCAUGAUCGUUUUCGCGCUCUCCGUUGUAUAUCUCGUUGCUGGCAUGACUGUUGCAUAUUCUGCUCCAAAUAGGCAUGGAUGCUUGAAGGUGGUUGAAAAUAAUUAUUGUGCUUCGAGACGGGGAGGUGUUCGCUGUCUGUCCAUCUUAAACCUUAUCUUUGCUAUCGUCUUUGGUGGUCUUGCCUUGUUUCUUGGUUCAACUCUCUUGACAUUGAUGAGCAACUGCUCUAAACCUCUGUUUUGGUGCUAUGAAAUUGCAUGUUGGGGACUGGUUGUACUAUAUGGUGGUACUGCCUUCUUCUUGAGGAGAAAGGCAGCCACAAUUCUUGACGAGGGAAAUUUUAGUGGUCGAAAUCUAGGGUUGGAAAUGCUGGAAGCGAGCCCCCUGGAAGUCACACCAGAGGUGGAAAGGCGUGUUAAUGAAGGGUUUAAGGCAUGGAUGGGUCCAUCCCUUCUUUCUUCUGAUGAAGAAGAUGAACCUGACAGCUAUGAUGAGGCACCUCAUUCAACACAUACUAACUUAAACAGGCAAAGACUCUGAACUGGAUAAAUUCAGUGUGAAACAUCAUCUUUUCCAGCCUUCAUGCCUUAAAAGAAUGCUGCAUGGUAUGGAAAUCAGUUUUGGACAAAAAUGUUGACAUGUAUCAUAUGACAAAAGCAAAUGUUGAUUAAAGAAGGAUGGAUUUGAUGCUCAACUUUGAACUACGAUUUCAUCUGGUCUGGUCCAAUAGGUACAGUUUGUGUAGUUUAGCUUGUGAAUAAUAAUUAAAUUGGGAAUGACCAAGCUUUGCCUUUCCUAAGGUGGAUGGGUUGCCGAACCGCACUUGCUGGUCUUCUCUCUAUGGGCCUGCCUUUUCUUAAUUGCUUUUUUAGUCUCAAAUUAUUGGGUAUGUGCACUUAUAUUUAAAUUUAGUAUUUAUUAUGUCCCAAAUAUGAUUGUUUCUAAAGAUAUAUGUGAAAAAAACUCAAGAAGAGUACGAACCUUAAAGUC